Vicia faba (fava bean) is the source of this 480-nucleotide messenger RNA. Lineage: Eukaryota; Viridiplantae; Streptophyta; Magnoliopsida; Fabales; Fabaceae. The record is from the annotation of a GenBank genome assembly.
AUGAGCUCAGAGUCGCUAACGCAAAGAGGAAGAAGAGCUAAUUCCAUCAUUCCAAUAGUAACAAGGGCCAUUGGGAGACUACUAAGGAGAAAGUCUUCAGCAGAAGACUCACAAAGGGAUACUGACAAGGCCAAAAACAAAAUUCAGAUUCGGGUGCUCUUGCCGAGGAAGAAUGGAAUGACUCUUGCCACUUUUUCUUCCCUUAUGCCGAUGCUGACUCUGAUCGCCUUGAAUACUAUCCUUUCCUUAGGAAUAGCAGGAAAGAUCAGAUCCAUUAAGACUAUGGGUCAGGGGUCAGGAUAUUUAGUUAAACCCUCCCCAGUCUUUAACCUGGGAAUAAAAUAUUUAAAAAAGAUCCUCCCGGAAAAGCUUGAACGUGUCGAGCAGAAGUCUUUCCAAAGCCAAGUAUGGUUAAGCUUCUUGUCCCACCUCCUAAUGGAAACUCGGUCUUUUUGUCCGACAUGCCUAGAGAGCCUCUAA